GACACAUCUACCAGCAAAGUAAACACAAAUACCAUUAACACUGCUUGAAAGAGUGCCUGUUGAAUAUGCAUCUCAGACCAACUUCCUCUUCAGAAAACUCAUCCCACCUGCUACACGUUCAGAAAUAACUCCAGCUGCUUGCUCAUAAGAUAGUAUUUCUUCCCCAAAUGUAUUUCUUCUGUAUAUUUUUGUGCUCCACCAGCUUUGUUCAGUUUUUAGAAAGCUUUUAAGCUCGUUAUUAACAGUGAGCCAGAUACUUAGCUGAGACAUCGUUUUUCUGAACCAUAUUGUGAGCAAUGGACAAGUAGGAAGUGAUUAAAGGGAGAAAAGCUUUAACAACUACUCACAAAAUUCCCUUUCCUCGUGAAACUUACAUACAUAACAAAAAGUUAACAAUAAUUACCAGACUUAACACGUGCUGAAUAGAAUCUUGUUUUAAAUAAAAUGGAUGUAAUAUGGAGGCACAUGCAUCACACAGAUAUCCCAUUGCAUAUGUUAACUGCAAUAUAAUGUUUAGAACUCUAAGAACUCUGACAAUACCUUACAUCGUUUAAGAAUUCGUGAAAAUGAAUAUCUGUGCAAACCUGAAGCUUAAUUAAAUGCUUUAAAAAAAAGUGCUCACCUAAUUGAUAAACAUGAAUGGAAAAGGGAAAUUGGCAGUAAGUUCAUGUGUUCUCACAUAUCUCUAACAUUCUUCAAAUAUCAUAAAAAUAUUUUGAAUAAUUUCAGUAUAAAAAAUACAGAACACAAGCACUGUUCUAGGUGUUUGAACAUAAGUAUAUAUGCACAUUUAUGUUCAGGUACGCAUAUGAACAAGAACGUGUAAAACUACCCUUGGGUCAGUGCCUAAGUAUAAUAAAUUUACGACUGUAAAAUUAUUUUACGGCUCUAAUUAUGAAAUAAAAAGGACUGUAACCAAAAUUAGAACUACAAGGCCGUUCAAAGACUUGUCCUCUAAAAGCAUAAUAAUAAACACAAACUCUUUAUCAGCCCUACUCUCAAAGGAAUCAGUAGGAAGGAAAUCACUGAGCUUGAAUUUUAAGCUAGAUUAAUCUUGGGGGCGGGGGGGGGGGGGGGAAGGGUUUAGGAAAAUAUAGUCAAGAGAUUACAGAUGUGGCCGAAGGUUACAAUUUGAAGUCAGGAAGUCUGUUUCCAAAGUUGCACAAAAAGGUAUGACUCAAGCUGAACAGAAUGAAGAGCUCCAGGAAAGCCCUUCUCCACCCCCACCCACCCCUCUCACCCUCUGAGCAGCUGGGAGGUCCUGCCUGCCCUGCCGCGGAGGAGCAGCCCCGUACAUAGGUCACAAGCGUUCGUGGCCUGGGUCCCUUCGUCUGUCCUUGAACACUCCCCACAGUGAGUGUCAGGGCUGACACGUGUCCUCGUCCCUUAAGCAAGCCCAAGGUUAAUGGCCUGGGCACUCAACCUUUUCACAGGCGACAACCUCAGGGGCGUGCUUUAACCUUUCUCCAGGAGGGGACCUAUGGCCACGGUUGGCUUAUUUUACAGGAUUUCCCAGUAUGGGCGUGGUGUCACAGAAAAGGUCCGGUUUGAUAAAUUAUUUAAUUUUGGGGGUGGUCGGAGCAGCCCUUGCUCUAAAACUAAUCACUUUAGUUCACGUUAACUCUGCCGGCUCUCGCUUUCCGCCCUAAAAGUCCAGAGCGAGGGUGACAGGCGAACGAGGGGAGGGGGGGGAGGGGUCCGAAUUUGAACGUGACGCCGAAGGAACUCUGAUCCUUCCUCCGGAGCCAGAGGGCGGGGGACGCGGCGCCAGCACCAAGCACAGAGGCUUCCAAAGGCGGUGCUGCCGGAGUUCCCUCGUUUCCUGGUUACGUGCGUGCUAGCAGAAACGAAAACUGCCGCUUCUCCACAGGGACCAGGAGGCUGGGCACGCUAGUGUGAGACGUGUCAAGCCAAGCGCCCCCCAUGGCCGCUGCCGGAGCCCAACCGCCAGGCGCCCUCUGCGGCGCACGCGCCUUGGGGCUCCGCGGGGGCCAGUGAGGGCCCCGCCCCGAGAUGGGCGUGCCUGGCGUCUCCCGGCUGGCCAAUCGGCUGGUAAACCUGAGCCUUCCUCCCCAGCUAGCCUCGCGGUUGCACGUGCCAGUGUUUGUGUACGUGCGGCGACCGCGGGGCUGGGAAAGGCCGGGCAGCUGCGGGUGAGGCUGCUGGGGCGCGGCCGGGGUUGGGGCGCGGCCGCGAGGGGCCGUCCCACUGGCCCGGGCAAUCUAAAUUCUCCCGCACUUGGGCUGGCUGUGCUCGCUUACCUGCCAGUCCGCAGCGCCUGCCCCGCCGCUCUGCUCUCCCAGGGCCUCGGGUCCUCUGCCUUGGGUGGAGAAUGCUGUUGCUUGACUGCAACCCAGAGGUGGACAGUCUGAAGCAUCUGCUGGAGGCCGGGGCCUCGGUCAACGCACCCCCGGAUCCCUGCGAGCAGUCGCCUGUCCAUUUGGCCGCAGGUGGCGGCCUUGCUUGCUUUCUUCUGUGGCAGCUGCAGACUGGCGCUGACCUCAACCAACAGGAUGUUUUUGGAGAAGCUCCACUACAUAAGGCAGCAAAAGUUGGAAGUCUGGAAUGCCUUAGCCUGCUCGUAGCCAGUGAUGCCCAAAUUGAUUUUUGUCUUAAAUUCAGUUUAUGUAAUAAGAAUGGGCAAACAGCUGAAGAUCUAGCUUGGUCAUGUGGAUUUCUAGAAUGUGCCAAGUUUCUCACAACAGUUAAAUGUAUGCAGUCAGUAAAAUCAAGUGAGCCAUCGGAUAGAGGUCAUUGUGUCCCAGGGCUUGGACAGAAACGAAGUUUUGGAAGUGCAGAAAAUACAACCGGGAAAAGGAAGUGUUGGUAAGUAAUUUAGUUCUGUUUUCUUCCUCCCUCGGAGAUCUCUUAUUUAGUACAGAAUUUAUCGUUUCAUUUAAAUAUUGGCAGCCUAAUUUCUAGUGUGUCUUUUUAUUUUCAUUAACACAUUUUAAUACUGGUUUUAGUAACUGCUGCUAGAUUCUAGAGGUCAGAAAUUGUCCUGCAUGAUGGAAGGCUGGGGAGAAAACCUUU
Molecule: messenger RNA, 3033 nt
Organism: Prionailurus viverrinus (fishing cat)
Lineage: Eukaryota; Metazoa; Chordata; Mammalia; Carnivora; Felidae
Gene: ANKRD37
Product: ankyrin repeat domain 37
Exons: 4
Coding region: 2333-2830 (165 amino acids)
Molecular function (GO): protein binding
Source: RefSeq, a predicted model, not a curated record